CAAUCCUAUUAGAACAACCAGGCUAGCCCUGCGUCUCUAAUGACAAUGUGAAUCGAUAAUUUUGUCGAUUCGUUGAUUAACUUUCAAGUGUUGCAAAUAGUAUUGUCUUAGACGGACAACUCGGGGAUUUCCGAUGGCACUCUUUAACCCCUUUCAGGUCGUUAUAUUUCCGUUCCUCUUCCUCAUCGCUCUCCCGCUCGCCCUCUGCGCCGGAUUCACGACCAUCUUGGCUUUUAUGGUUUUGUUCCUGCGUCUAUUCCUCGUCUACUUCGAUGUCGGAUUAGAGACUGUGCGUUAUAUAUUGGUUGGUCAUGCCGCGCAUACCCGCUCCGUGGCAGCAAGACGGGCUCCUUCGAUUCCCCCACUACCCUCGCCGGAACGCUCUCUGUCGUCCUCGCCAGAGCCACGACAUCGCCAUCGACGUAAAACGCAAGGCAGCGCAAGCAGUGGUUCUAUCACGCCCGCAAAUAGCCUUGAUGGAUUUGCCCUAACACCUACCAUCGGGGUCGAGAGGGAUUUUGAGGGCGUAGGCGGAUGGAGAUUGGAUAGCGUGGACGUGGAUGCUGAUGCCGCUGACGACCAUCAAUGGUACAACCUGAAUUCGCGGCUUGAUCUCCCGGGCCGUCGUCAUCAUUUCAGAUCACAAAGUGGAAGCGCGGCGUCGGGAACGAAUGGAUUAGGACUUUAUAUGAAAGGCGCCAACACGACCGCAGCUUACAAUCCGGAGGGAUCAAGAAUAUAUACGUCGCCUAACAGUUCGAAGUCGAGGACACCAACGAGUAGUAGGCCAUAUGGUUUUACGAAACUUGACGGGGAUGAGUAUUUCCCAAUGAUGGAAGGGAAGUAUGUGAAGAAUGGUCGGUUGUAAGAGAAACUGAAAAAUUGAGGGAUGCUCUUUUUUUCCUUUGCGAAGUUCGACUUGUCUGAGUAGAAGGGAUUGGCGUUUGAUAAGACCAUAUAUCAUUGGUUAACGGCAAGGUUUUUUAGGUAUGUGGGAUUCGGGAGUUUGGUCAAAGCCGAAAAUUAUGAACAACGAUUAGGUCUAUUGAAAGGGAUUUAAAUGCUGGCAUCACAUC
Annulohypoxylon truncatum is the source of this 1076-nucleotide messenger RNA. RefSeq lists its product as uncharacterized. NCBI's taxonomy places the organism in Eukaryota, Fungi, Ascomycota, Sordariomycetes, Xylariales, Hypoxylaceae. The transcript has a single exon. Bases 134 to 868 code for a protein of 244 amino acids. The record is from RefSeq and is a predicted model, not a curated record.